This is a messenger RNA of Ostrinia furnacalis (Asian corn borer), 1038 nucleotides long. Its product is annotated as probable cation-transporting ATPase 13A3. Gene Ontology annotation, biological process: polyamine transmembrane transport; intracellular calcium ion homeostasis. Gene Ontology annotation, molecular function: ATPase-coupled monoatomic cation transmembrane transporter activity; P-type transmembrane transporter activity; polyamine transmembrane transporter activity. Gene Ontology annotation, cellular component: membrane. The transcript has 7 exons. Lineage: Eukaryota; Metazoa; Arthropoda; Insecta; Lepidoptera; Crambidae. The annotation marks the transcript as partial. The record is from RefSeq and is a predicted model, not a curated record.
GAAACCUACCAGAAGAAACACAAGGAUUAUUUUAUACAUAAAAUAUUGGAGAAAAACAUUGCAGAUACAAGUGGUCUACUUAACGAGGGCUUCCACGAUGAAGAAAAAGGUGAAAAAACUACAAUUGAGAGCCCUGACGUCCUGCAUACCCCAGUCAUAUUGGAUGAUGGCUCCUCUCUCAACGUCCAACACUACCGCUACUUUCGGCAUAAGAAGCAGUCUCUCAUAUGGGAUUCUUUACGCGCGCACUGGGCCCGUCUCGCGGGCCUUGAAUGUGGGGCCACGUGCGCACAACUACAAGCUAUGGGAGCCCGCGCGCCUUCUAGCGAACGCCGCGUACGCCUGCUGAACAUCUACGGGCUCAACGAGAUCAAAGUGCCGGUCCAGUCCAUCCUGACGCUGAUCCUGUUGGAAGUCUUCAACCCUUUCUAUGUGUUUCAACUGUUCACCAUCGCCGUGUGGUUGGCAGAGCCGUACUACUACUACUGUAUAGCGGUGGUGCUGAUGUCCACGUUUGGUGUGGCCACGUCUGUUAUACAGACUAAGAAGAACCAGCAGAACCUCCGAGCAACAGUCGAAGCGUAUGACACCGUAGAGUUAUGGGACGGUCGCACCGUAGACAGUCGUGCGGUGGCACCUGGUGACGUCAUCGUGAUCCCACGCCAUGGGUGCACCAUGCAUUUAGAUGCGGUCUUGCUUACCGGCGCCGCCGUACUCAAUGAGAGCAUGCUCACGGGUGAAUCGGUCCCAGUGACGAAGACUGCGCUCUUGCGAACGGAUCGCCCUUUUGACAUGAAGGAACACUCGUCCAGCAUCCUGUUCUGCGGGACCAAGGUCAUACAGACGCGGUACUACAACAACGAACCGGUUAGAGCGUUGGUCCUUCGAACCGGAUACAACACGAGCAAGGGUCAGCUAGUACGCAGUAUUCUAUACCCUGCACCGGCAGACUUCAAAUUCGACCGGGAUUCCUACAAGUUCAUCUUCAUACUUGCCGUCAUCGCGCUCAUCGGACUGGCCUACACUGUGGCUCUAAAG